Linum tenue is the source of this 2314-nucleotide messenger RNA. NCBI's taxonomy places the organism in Eukaryota, Viridiplantae, Streptophyta, Magnoliopsida, Malpighiales, Linaceae. The record is from the annotation of a GenBank genome assembly.
AGGAAAGUACACAUGGAGUACAACUGUGGUAAGCAUACUUGAUGAUAAGACCUUUGUGGACUGUGAUCAAUGAUCAAUCAACCCAAAUCAAAAACUCCAUGGCUCACAUCUAAUGGGCGGUGAAGAUGACAAAAACAUGCGGCCAACUGGAAAUAUCCAGACCACUCUCCAAUACCAUUAACCGAAAUUUCCCCCAUAUUUGUAACCAAAAAAAAGUACCCUAUAAUGGUCAUAGCCACCUCUUCUUUCAAUUUCACUUGCAUUGCAUCCUCUACAGCUAACCUCACUUGGUUGAGAAUGGAGGAAGCCAACGGCGAUUUGCAGCAGGGGGAACUAGUCGUCGAAGCUUUCGUUACGAUCAUUGCAGUGUCGAUCGUUGCCUUCUGGUUGAUGAAGAAAGGCAACAAGACACGACAAGCAGCCCCAUUGCCACCCGGCCCACGCGGAUUACCAGUAAUCGGGUACUUGCCAUUUCUAGGCAUCCAUCUCCACAAGAGCUUCACACAGCUGGCCCGAGAUUACGGCCCAAUCUACAAGCUUUGGCUCGGACACAAACUCUACGUCGUGAUUAGCUCACCGUCGCUGGUCAAACAAGUCCGCGACCACGACGUAACUUUCGCAGAUCGAUACCCCUCCACUGCUUCCAAAAUCAUUUCCUUCGGCCGGAAUGACAUUGCUUUCUGCCCCUACGGCGCCGAGUGGAGAAAGCUGCGGAAGGUCUUCGUCCGAGAGCUAAUGAGCAGCGCCAGGCUCAAUGCUUCCUACGUGCUGAGAAAGCGGCAUGUUGAGAAGGCCAUUAAGGAUGUGUACCAGAAGAAGACGGGCAAGGCUCUGGACUUUGGGCAGUUUGCGUUUAUGCUCAUAUCGAACACUGUUCUUAGCAUGCUCUGGGGUAGCACGGCACAUGGAGAGCAAGGGGAGAUGUUGUCCUCGCAGAUCCGAGGAGUAGCAGAGGAAUCCAUGGUGCUGCAAGGGGCGCCCAACAUCUCCGACCUGAUCCCAUCACUCGCCCGGUUUGACCUGCAGGGGCUGGAGAGGAAAAUCCACGUGACAUUUCGGAGGUUGGAUCAAAUUGUGAGCUCCAUAAUCGAGGAGCGGCGGAAGCUAGGGGAAGGCAACAGCGUCGGCGAAGAGGCAAAAGACCUCUUGCAAGUACUACUAGACCUCAACAACCAUGGAGAUUAUGCUGCAGAGUCAUCAAUUACAGACAACCAAAUCAAAGGCAUUCUCGUGCAGGAUUCUAUGAUCGGCGGAACAGACACAACAUCGACCACAAUAGAGUGGACGAUGGCAGAGCUGAUGCAACAUCCAGACGCAAUGCAGAAAGUCCACAAAGAGCUUGACGAAGUAAUAGGAAGAAGCAAUGCCGUGGAGGAGUUCCAUCUCCCCAGAUUACACUACCUAGAAGCCGCUAUCAAGGAGGCAUUCCGACUGCAUCCAGCCCUGCCUCUGCUGGUGCCACGAUGCCCUACCGAGGACUGCCAAAUAGGUAGAUACACCAUUCCUAAGGGAGCCACCGUGUUCAUCAACGCUUAUGCAAUGCACAGGGAUCCACAGCUCUGGGACAGUCCUCUGGAGUUCAGACCAGAGAGGUUCCUAGACGAGAACGCAGCCAAGUUCGAUUACUUGGGGAACAGUUCUCAGUAUUUCCCAUUUGGGACUGGGAGAAGGGUCUGCCCAGGGAUUCCCAUGGCCGAGAAGAUGCUCAAUUACAUUCUAGCAUCACUGCUCCACUCAUUCGAAUGGAAGCUAGCUCAUGGGUCGACAGAGGUGGAUUUGACUGAUAAAUUCGGAAUCGUCGUCAAGUUAGAGAAGCCGUUAGUUCUCAUCCCUACACCAAGGCUAGCCAAUCCAGAGCUAUACUACAGCUACAGCUAGAACCCUAAUGAAAACAAUUUCUGAUGUUCUGUGGUUCUGUUUGUAAUAUCAUUACUGCAUAUUUAUUUACAAUCUGUGUGCCUGCAAUGGCUUCUCCAGAGUAAAUGCAAGUUCUGUUAGUGAAAUAACUAAUUGAUUCCAAUUAAUUCAACACAAUGAAAGAGAGACAGAGCUCUGGAUCCAUUCCAUCAAUGGAGUUUCCAUUCAAGGCAUCCAGAUUCGCUGAGAGAAACCCAAUGGCUAUUAUGUAUUGCAUCAGUGAGAUAUUCACAUUAGCAUGUACUUACCCUAUCGAAUUUAUUAUUAUUUGGUGUUAUCGAAUACUAAGCGAAUAUGAAGCACAUGAAUACAAGUUAUGCCUUGAAAUGAAAGACAAUUCCGAAUCAGUUUUGUCUACGAACAAGGUCAUUUUCGAAUGUUAUUCGGUAUUUGGGAU